Messenger RNA from Symphalangus syndactylus (siamang), 5035 nucleotides. It is a transcript of the gene NUP42, whose product is annotated as nucleoporin 42. The record is from RefSeq and is a predicted model, not a curated record. Gene Ontology annotation, molecular function: metal ion binding. NCBI's taxonomy places the organism in Eukaryota, Metazoa, Chordata, Mammalia, Primates, Hylobatidae.
ACUUUUACAAAUAUUUUAGUGUUUUUGUUUCCUCUAACUUCUUUUUCUGUUUCUUUGCUUUGCUCUUUCCUGUUGGCAUCUGCCUUCAAAUGUCUAGUCCCUGACUGUGCAUUUGUAUUUAAAAUGAGACAUUUGAAAAUUGAUAAUUCAGGGGUACAAGAGUGAGCUUAAUCAAUGAACUUCAUUAUAUGAGAAGGAGACGGCCAACUAUUUUUGUUGCUGGUCCAUAAGAGAUCCAUAGGUAUUUUUCUGGGAUGUUUGACUCACCAUUCAAUAAGCAUAAGCCCUCUCUGUACCUGAUGUCCUAGAAUCUGAAGUGUCUCUCAGUCCUUUUUACUGGGGAGGAAUCCCAUCUCCUAUCAAGUUGAGACAGUUGCCUCAUCCAAUUGCAAGGGGAGGCAGCGUAUUUUUACUCUGCCAUCUUGAAGAAAUCAGAAGUUUCCUUCCUGUAACCCCACUCUCCUGAUUUCCACCUAUACCCAUCACCAAACCGAUCACCACCAAGUUCUGCAAGCCCUAGGCUCUCAUUGUCUCACACACACUCCACCUAGACAGUCUCAGUCGGCAUUCUGGCCUUGCCCCUCUCUACCUUCACCAAGCACUGGGCUUACCCUCACUUAAGUUUCAGCCACCACUGGUAUUAUUUUAGGUAUUUGAUCCCAGCAAAGUCCUUACAAAUGCUGACAUUUGCAGGAAUGACAAGUCAGUGGCUACAAAGCAAUACUGGUUAACACAAGGUGAUAAUAAAAUAAAUAUACUAAGGUUAAUGAAAGCCAAGUUUCUUGUUAUCAGUGGAGUUAAAAAUAGAGGAAAAUGAAUCAUGUGAUUUUGGAUUGAAAUUGGAGAUUAUCAGUGUGAACUCAAGUUUUUUUCUUUUUUUCAUAGUCUUUGACAUAGAAGGCAUAAUAGUUUUAAUAUAUAAAAUAUAGAAAUGUUUGACGUAAAUGUUUGUGUUUGUUUAUACAUAUGUAUUUCCCAGCAAUGUUCAUGACAGCAAAGACAUCCCAGUAGCAAUAAGCACAUUAAAGCUCAGAUCUUGGUUUCUAAGCAGCACCAAAAGGACCCCUGGAGAAAUAACUGAUUUCAGGACUGGAGUAGAGAAUGUAAAAAUGAGCCUGGAACAUCUCUGGACCAGAAAGUAAAAAAGUGCUCAAGUAAUCACAGGGAUUUUUUUUUCUCCUUUUUCGAGUGCAAAGGAGCUUAAAGGGGCUCCCACUGGCCAAAUUGGAGAUGAUUUGAGCAUCAAAAUAAAUAAUGAUAGUAAUGGAUUAUAACCCAUUGAAUAACAUUGGAAAUCAUGAGUCCAUAUUGAUAUGAACAAACAAGUGAAUGAGCUAAAAGUUGGAUGAACAAUCAGAUUUUUACAUACUUUCGAAGUACCUCCCCACAAAAUUCUUAUUAAUAACAAAAAGGAAAAGAAUAACUUUAUGGUAGAGCAGCUUGGCAGACACCACCUUAAGCAAGUAAUCAAUUGAGCAUUACAGGUAACAGGACAAAUUGAAAUUGUACACAACCUGCAAUGUGAAAACCGCAGCAUCACUUCUGUGAUAAUCCUGACAAAGAUGCAUAAUCUGAAUCUAAUCAAGAGAAAACAUCAAACAGACCUGCACUAAGGAACUUCUACAGUAUAACCAGCCUGUAAUCUUUAAUAGUGUCAAGAUCAUGAAAAGGAAAAACAAAAAAUCUUCCAAGUUGAAGGAGACACAAGAAAUAUGGCUAAGCAACAAUGAUUCCGAACUGAACCCUUUUCCUCUAAAGGACAAUAUUGGGACAUUUGGCAAAAUAUAAAUGGAGUCUAAGGAUUAGAGAGUAGUAGUGCAUCAGUAUCAAUGUCCUAAUUUUGUUGAUUGUGUUUUGGUUAUGUAGAAUGCCCUGGUUUGUUUGUAGAAAAUAUACAAUAAGUAUUUCGAUGAUGGGGCAUUAGGUCUGCAACAUAGUCUCAAAUGGUUCAGGAAAAAAGUUCUUUGUACUGUUAUUUGUAACUUUUCCAUAAAUUUGUUUCAAAAUAAAUGAAUUGCAUUGAUUAAAGAAAAUAAAAAACUAGUUUGGACAAGUAGUUCCCGUCCUGCAGAGUCUGCUGUCUUCAAAAUCCAAACAAAUUACAUGAGCAAGAAUGAUGGCUCACUCCCAGCUCAAUAAUCCUAAAACCACCAACACAAACCUGUAAUCCAACAAAGUCAGAUUUAUUUACUUACUGCAAUCAAGAAGACUGCACACCAGAGGAGCUGUGGGGUGUCUCACUGUACAAAAUAAAAGGUAGUUAUUGUAUGUUUUGGCGGGGAGAGUGAAGUUUAGGUGAAAUUUAAAUGAAAUCUGAAAGCAUAGCUGUGUGUAAAGGCAUUAACAUCAGGUCUGGACGAGAAUUGAAUAUAGGGCAUGUUUCCUUGGAAACUGCAAAGUUAAGAAAAUAAUAGAAUGUUUUCAGAACCGUUUAUCUGAAGCUCUACACCUGGGUAGAAACUGAGGCUGCUUCUCUGCGUCAAAGAGACUUAGAUCCUCCAGGCAAGGAUGGGACUUUUCACUCGUUCUGAUAUAAUUUCAAAUAGCAACGUUUAUGUAGACUUGAAAGAACAAGGUUUCAGCUGGGCGCGGUGACUCACGCCUGUAAUCCCAGCACUUUGGGAGGCCGACGCGGGCGGAUCACGAGGUCAGGAAAUCGAGACCAUCCUGGCUAACAUGGUGAAACCGUCUCUACUAAAAAUUACUCUACUAAAAAAAAUUAGCCGGGCGUGGUGGCGGGCACCUGUUGUCCCAGCUACUCGGGAGGCUGAGGCAGGAGAAUGGCAUGAACCUGGGAGGCGGAGCUUGCAGUGAGCCAAGAUCGCGCCACUGCACUCCAGCCUGGGCGACAGAGCGAGACUCCGUCUCAAAAAAAAAAAAAAGAAGAAGAAAGAACAAGGUUUCUCAGUGUGUAGUAAGAAUGUACUACUCACUAAAAGGGGUAAUACUUUUCCGUUGCAGUAUGUCCUAAGAGAAACAUUGUUUCCUCUUAACGUCACGUCCGGCUUUAUUUGACUCUGUUAUCCAUCCAGAUGAAAGGUUGGGCAGUUUGUUACUUUCUCAACCCGAGCUAAGUUUUACUGUCUCAGCAAGAACGACUCAGUCUCUGAAAUCAUAGCUAAUUCUCCUCUGAGGGCCUUGCUGAAGUUCUGCGUUUGUUUGCUCCGCUUUCCUCUCAUUUUGGACCUCAAGCCUUCCUGUAGUCCGAGGUCCUGCACCGGGGUCAAACGCGCCUCCGGUCUUCACGUAACCGUUCAAGCAUCCCGCCUUCCCAGGACACACUCAAAGCGUCAGAGCGGUCCGCUCUUCUCAAAUCCUAUUGGCUCGAGUCCACGCGUCUCAUGGCACUUGGGGGUGAGGCGGAAAAAGGCCUUCCCCAGGCGCGAGAAGAUGACGUCACAGUAGCCCGGCCGGGCGCCGAGGUUGCCUGGGGCUCCCUGCCCAGUAACUAGCAUUGACCGGUGCAGAUCGAGGACCCCCUCCAUCAGCGAGGCCGUCGCAAUGGCCAUUUGUCAAUUCUUCCUUCAAGGCCGGUGCCGCUUUGGAGAUCGGUGCUGGAACGAACAUCCCGGUGCCAGGGGUGCAGGAGGAGGACGGCAGCAACCGCAGCAGCAGCCUUCAGGUAAUAAUAGACGUGGAUGGAAUACAACUAGCCAGAGAUACUCCAGUGUCAUCCAGCCAUCCAGUUUCUCCAAAUCCACACCAUGGGGGGGCAGCAGAGAUCAAGAAAAGCCAUCUUUCGGUUCUUUUGAUUCUGGAGCUUCAACUAACAGGAAGGAAGGCUUUGGAUUGUCUGAGAACCCAUUUGCUUCACUUAAUCCUGAUGAGCAGAAAGAUGAAAAGAAACUUCUGGAAGGAAUUGUAAAAGAUAUGGAGGUUUGGGAAUCAUCAGGGCAGUGGAUGUUUUCUGUUUAUUCACCAGUGAAAAAGAAACCUAAUAUUUCAGGUUUUACAGACAUUUCACCAGAGGAAUUGAGGCUUGAAUACCAUAACUUCUUAACCAGCAAUAACUUACAGAGUUAUCUAAAUUCUGUCCAACGUUUAAUAAAUCAAUGGAGGAACAGGGUAAAUGAACUGAAAAAUCUAAAUAUAUCAACUAAAGUAGCUUUGCUCUCUGAUGUAAAGGAUGGAGUAAAUCAAGCAGCACCUGCAUUUGGAUUUGGCAGUAGUCAAGCAGCAACAUUUGUGUCACCAAGCUUUCCAGUCAAUAACAGCAGCAGUGAUAAUGCUCAGAACUUUAGCUUUAAAACAAACUCUGGAUUUGCUGCUGCCUCUUCUGGAAGCCCUGCUGGUUUUGGGAGUUCCCCAGCAUUUGGAGCUGCAGCCUCUACCAGUUCAGGUAUCUCUACUUCUGCUCCAGCUUUUGGAUUUGGGAAACCUGAAGUCACAUCGGCUGCAUCAUUUUCAUUCAAAAGCCCUGCAGCUUCCAGUUUUGGAUCACCUGGAUUUUCAGGACUUCCAACUUCCUUGGCAACAGGUCCUGUCAGAGCUCCAGUGGCCCCAGCCUUUGGAGGUGGCAGUUCUGUGGCUGGUUUUGGUAGUCCGGGCUCACAUUCUCACACUGCUUUUUCUAAGCCAUCCAGUGACACUUUUGGAAAUAGCAGCAUAUCCUCUUCUCUCUCAGCCUCAAGCAGCAUCAUUGCAACAGAUAAUGUGUUAUUCACACCCAGAGAUAAACUAACAGUAGAAGAACUGGAACAAUUUCAAUCCAAGAAAUUUACUCUGGGAAAAAUUCCAUUAAAGCCUCCACCUCUGGAACUUCUAAAUAUUUAAAAGGGCAGUUUUAAAUACAAAAAAGAAUGAUGUUUAAAAUUGUUUUUGAGUGAUUCAUAUAGAGAUGUAUAUAUGCAUGCAUGUGUAUAUUCAUAAGGAAUAUAAGCUUCCAUUAAUAGUGAUUUUAAAUUUUAUUUUUUUCUUAAGUCUAAAUAUUUAAGUAAAAAGUAACAAAAACUCAGCAAGCAAGGGAAUUUUUUUGUACUGUAAUUUUGAAUGGAACUGAAAAAUUGUGCACGAAUAAAUUACUUUUCUCAUGCCA